Messenger RNA from Scomber japonicus (chub mackerel), 2106 nucleotides. RefSeq names its product calpain-2 catalytic subunit-like. The record is from RefSeq and is a predicted model, not a curated record. Gene Ontology annotation, cellular component: cytoplasm. The transcript is spliced from 21 exons. The coding region runs from base 1 to 2106 and encodes 701 amino acids. NCBI's taxonomy places the organism in Eukaryota, Metazoa, Chordata, Actinopteri, Scombriformes, Scombridae. Gene Ontology annotation, biological process: proteolysis. Gene Ontology annotation, molecular function: calcium-dependent cysteine-type endopeptidase activity; calcium ion binding.
AUGGCUAGCGUGGCAGCAGCUUUAGCUCGGAGGAAGGCUCAUGAGGACGACGGCGCCGGUAGCCGGUCCAACGCUGUCCCUUUCAACCAGCAGGACUUUGAGAGUCUGCGUAGAGAGUGUCUGCAGAAUGGCUCGAUGUUCUGCGACCCGACCUUCCCCCCAACCUGGGACUCUCUGGGUUACAACCAGCUGGGACGCUACUCCUCCAAAACCAUCGGCGUGGAGUGGAAACGGCCUGGGGAGCUGUGUUAUGAUCCUCAGUUCAUCGUAGACGGAGCGAAUAGAACCGACAUCUGUCAGGGAGUGCUAGGUGACUGCUGGUUAUUGGCUGCCAUCUCCUCUCUGACCCUUGACCCUCAGAUCCUGAGUCGAGUCGUUCCUUCAGGUCAAAGCUUCACCUCUCAGUACGCUGGCAUCUUCCACUUCCAGCUGUGGCAGUACGGGGAGUGGGUCGACGUGGUCGUUGACGACCGUCUGCCGACCAGAGACGGGAAGCUGCUGUUUGUUCAUUCAGAGGAGGGUCGAGAGUUCUGGAGCGCUCUGCUGGAGAAAGCCUACGCCAAAGUGAACAGCUCAUACGAAGCUCUGACCGGAGGUUCCAGCAUCGAGGGGUUUGAGGAUUUCACCGGAGGGAUCUCAGAGAGCUACGAGCUGAGAGCUGCUCCUCCCUUCCUGUUCCACAUCAUGAGGAAAGCUCUGAAGCUCGGCUCGCUGCUCGGCUGCUCCAUCGACAUUUCGAGCUCGAGGGAGACGGAGAACAUCACCAGCCAGAAGCUGGUCAAAGGUCACGCCUACUCCAUCACUGCAGCCCGGCAGGUGCAGCACUUUGGUUCUCCGGUGGAGCUUCUGAGGAUCAGGAACCCUUGGGGUCAGGUGGAGUGGACCGGAGCCUGGAGCGACGGGUCUAGAGAGUGGGACGGUGUGGAUCCGGAGGAGAAGCAGCAGCUGGAUCACCGCGCUGAGGACGGAGAGUUCUGGAUGUCCUACUCCGACUUCCUGCGGCAGUUUUCCCGCCUCGACAUCUGCAACCUGACGCCCGACAAGCUGAGCAGCGACGAGGUCGGCCGCUGGAGCUGCAGCGAGUUCGAAGGCUUGUGGAGGGUCGGCGCCACCGCUGGCGGCUGCAGGAACUACGCAGCCACGUUCUGCUCAAACCCUCAGUUCUUUAUCCGUCUCGACGACGUUGACGACGAUCCUCACGACGGAGAGGACGGCUGCACCGUUCUGAUUGGUCUGAUGCAGAAAGACGCUCGCAGGGAGAGACGUUUCGGACGAGACCUAAACACCAUCGGGUUUGCUAUCUACGAGGUUCCAGAUGAGUAUAAGGGCCGCAGUAACGUGCACCUGGGGCCGGACGUCCUGCUGAGGAGCAACGCUGUCGCUCGCAGUCAGAGUUUCAUUAAUCUGAGAGAAGUUUGCCAACGCUUCAAACUUCCUGCCGGAGAGUUCGUCAUCGUUCCUUCAACCUUCGAACCGCAUCGCAAAGGAAGCUUCAUCCUCCGAGUGUUCACCGAGAAAGAAGCUACCGCCAGUCCGAUGGAGGAAGACGUGAACGCCGACAUCCACGAGCCUGAAGUCGGACACAACGACGUCGAUCCUCACUUCAAACGUCUCUUUGUUCACAUCGCUGGAAACGACUCUGAGAUUUCGGCUCCGGAGCUCCAACAGAUCUUGGACAGAGUGAUCUCUCAGAGAUCUGAUGUUAAAACUGAAGGUUUUAGUCUACAGACCUGCCGCAACAUCAUCAGCCUGAUGGACAUGGACAGCAGCUCUAAACUGGGUUUGGUGGAGUUUCACGCCGUGUGGACAAAGAUUCAGAGAUACCUGGAGAUCUUUAAGAGUCACGACUCAGACGGUUCUGGUACGAUGAGCAGCCACGAGAUGAGAGCAGCUCUGAGUGAAGCCGGGUUCCAGGUGAACUCGGUGGUUCUCCAGGAGAUCGUCGGUCGAUACGCUGACGAUAGUUACGCCAUCGACUUCGACUGUUUCAUCGGCUGCUUGAUCCGUCUGGAGAUGCUCUUCAGAAUGUUUCACACUCUGGAUCCGAAGCAGCGUGGGACCAUCCAGCUGGACCUGCAGCAGUGGCUCUGCCUCGCCAUCAACUGA